Molecule: messenger RNA, 2059 nt
Organism: Exophiala xenobiotica
Lineage: Eukaryota; Fungi; Ascomycota; Eurotiomycetes; Chaetothyriales; Herpotrichiellaceae
Product: ATP-dependent RNA helicase has1
Exons: 2
Coding region: 47-1972 (641 amino acids)
Biological process (GO): maturation of LSU-rRNA from tricistronic rRNA transcript (SSU-rRNA, 5.8S rRNA, LSU-rRNA)
Cellular component (GO): nucleolus
Molecular function (GO): nucleic acid binding; RNA helicase activity; ATP binding
Source: RefSeq, a predicted model, not a curated record
CCGCCAAAAACUCGUCACCGACUCAAGACGAUUUCAAACAGCGACAAUGGAGCCUCACGGCGAGAAGUCGAAGAAACGCAAGAGGAAGCAUGCCAAGUUGAUUAGUACAGCGACAGAUGCUAGUCCUGCUGCGCCCGUCGCCGACCAGACCGUUCUUCCACCCUCAGACCGACGCAGAGAAAAAGGCAAGAAGAGAAGGAAGACAUCACAUACAAGCGACGAUGAGCCAGAGCUCGAUGUGGCAGAUGCAGAAGAUGGGGAAGAUACGCUGCAAGCUGUUGAAGACGCUUCAUCGGACGAGGACGAAACUGCAGCCACAAAUGGACCUAACGGCGCUCACGAUGAUGUCGCAGCAGACGCUUCCAGCGACGACGAGCCUUCUGACGUUGACAACGACACUGCCGGCCCUGAACUCGAAGAAACAGUCAACACUGUCAAUGGAACCACCGAGAUCACCGCCACCAGUGACCUCCCAACCGACACUGUCCCCUCCCUCCCUGGCACCAACACCACGCCCCAAAAAUUCAGCGACCUCUCCCUCUCCGAACGCACCAUGGAAGCUCUGAAAGAGAUGUCCUUCACAACCAUGACCGAGAUCCAACAACGAGGCAUCCCACCCCUCCUAGCCGGCCGCGACGUCCUGGGCGCCGCCAAAACCGGCUCAGGCAAGACACUUGCUUUCCUCAUCCCUGCCAUCGAGAGGCUGCACGCCCUGCGCUUCAAGCCACGCAACGGCACAGGUGUCAUCGUCGUCAGUCCGACACGCGAACUCGCGCUGCAAAUCUUCGGCGUGGCACGAGACCUCAUGGCGCAUCACAGCCAGACAUUUGGCAUCGUGAUUGGCGGCGCCAACCGCUCCGCCGAGGCCGACAAGUUGACCAAAGGCGUCAACCUGCUCAUUGCCACGCCCGGCAGACUUCUCGACCACCUCCAAAACACCAAAGGGUUCGUGUACAAAAACGUCAAGGCCCUCGUGAUCGACGAAGCAGACCGCAUCUUGGAAGUCGGCUUCGAAGACGAAAUGCGCCAGAUCGUCAAAAUCCUACCCAACGAAAAAAGACAGACGAUGCUCUUCUCCGCAACACAAACAACAAAAGUGGAGGACCUCGCGCGCAUCUCACUGCGCCCGGGACCACUGUAUAUCAACGUCGACCACAAAAAGGAGCACAGCACCGUCGAAGGGCUCGAGCAAGGCUACGUCAUUUGCGAAUCCGACAAACGCUUCCUGCUGCUUUUUAGUUUUUUGAAACGCAACCUGAAAAAGAAGGUCAUCGUCUUCAUGUCGAGCUGCAACUGCGUCAAGUACCACGCCGAACUGCUGAACUACAUCGACCUGCCCGUGCUCGAGUUGCACGGGAAUUUGAAACAGCAAAAGCGCACGAACACGUUCUUUGAAUUCUGCAACGCAAAGGCCGGCACCAUGGUCUGUACCGACGUCGCGGCCCGGGGUCUGGAUAUCCCUGCCGUCGAUUGGAUCGUGCAAUUCGAUCCGCCGGACGAUCCGAGGGAUUACAUCCACCGCGUCGGGCGGACGGCCAGGGGCUCGAACGGCAAGGGCAGGAGUCUAAUGUUUUUGCAGCCUAGUGAAGUGGGCUUCUUGAGUCAGUUGAAGGAGGCGAGGGUGCCGGUUGUUGAGUUCGACUUUCCGGCAAAGAAGCUGCUCAAUAUUCAGAGUCAGCUGGAGAAGUUGAUCAGCCAGAACUAUUAUUUGAACAAGUCUGCGAAAGACGGCUACAGAUCAUAUCUGCAGGCGUACGCCUCGCACAGUUUACGAUCGGUGUUUGAUGUGAACAAACUCGACUUGGUCAAGGUAGCUAAGAGCUUUGGCUUUGCUACGCCGCCGAGAGUGGAUAUCCAGCUGGGUGCAAGCAUGCACCGAGAUAAGAAGCAAGGGGGUAGAAGGAGUUAUGGUAGUCAGCCGAAACAGCAUAGUCAUGGGCUCAAGUUCAAAAGGAAGUAUGGUGGUGAAUGAUGUAAGUGUUUUUGAUUAUUUGAGGGUACAAGGAAUGUAGAAUCCUUCAAUGCUGGAUCGGCUCAAUGACAAUUAUCGGAUCAAGAA